Messenger RNA from Adineta ricciae, 1719 nucleotides. The record is from the annotation of a GenBank genome assembly. Lineage: Eukaryota; Metazoa; Rotifera; Eurotatoria; Adinetida; Adinetidae.
AUGACUGCCUUUGCUCGUCCCUCAUUAAUUCAUGAUCGUUAUGCGGAAAUUGCGCAAACGAGCGUAUAUACAUAUGAUGAUGAUGAUCUGGUUAAUUAUGCGGAAUUUCUACAAAAUCAUGGUCGUUACAUGACAAAAGGAGGUUAUGUGGAUUCAUCUCGACGAAUUCGUUCACUUUAUCGUCAACAAGAAGGCACACAGCUAUCAAAGCACGAUGCGUCAUCGACAGGAAAUCUUCUCUUGCCAUCACUUGGUAAAUCAGCAUCAUCAGCACCACCCACAACAGGACCCAGAAAGUCGAAAGGAUUUGACUUGUCUAAUUCUCUAUCUACAUCAACAAAUCUCAAGAAUCAAGCCAAAGAAUUCGAAAAGCAAAUGAGACUCAUUAAGAGUGAAAUGAUCAAAGCUAAGAAAAGUGAACGAGAAGUGAAACGUUUAGAAGGUGAUAUUAAAAAAGAACAACAACACUUACGCCAAUCACUUCGAAAACUUGACGUGGAUACAACAGCGAAACGUUAUAAAUCCGAAAAGAAAUUAUCGAAAAACCUCGAAGAAAAAGAUACUAUUGAAAGGGAAUUUCUGAAAACUCGAGAAAAGCAAACUCGACAACGCACUGAUCAUAAUAUUGAUGCAUUACAAACAACUAAAGACAAAGGCCGUCGUAAUUUAUUACUUUGUAAUGAUCUUGCUCGACAAUAUAAAGCAAAAAACAAUGAGCUUGACGUCAAACAUCUUCAACUAGAUCGAUUAAACGCAGAUUUCGAGCAAAAAGUGCAUCGAAAAGAGUUGGAGGAAGCUCGGCUCAAGAAAGAAUUGGCUGAGAUAGCAUUAGCACUCAAUUUGGAAGCUCAGAAAGCAAAAGCUGACAUGAAAGAUUUUCUAAGUAUGGUGGAUCACGAUCGAGCGCAUAUGUUACAAUAUGAUCGCGAACAGGAACAAAAACUGAAGAAAACAAAUGCACAUUCUAAGAGCUUUGAAAUGGAAAGAUAUCGUUCUCCAGCCGAUUUAUCCGCUCGUCGUUCGAUGCUUGACACUAAACAACGUGAAGCUCUUCAUCGUAUUGGUGGUGCACGAGAUCGCUUAGAAAAUAUUUAUACGAGACAACGGCAAUUGAAUGCAAAUGCUGCUGCUUUGGAGAGAGAUCGACGUGCCAAUCAAUCGAACAACAAGGUGAAUGAUGUUGAUGCACGCCGCUCACAUUUAAUGGAUCAAUAUAUGCGUGACAAAGCUGAAAAAGGUGGCAGAUAUGAAAGAGAUAGUUCAAAUAAGACAGUGACCUCUUAUAAUGACAUUGAAGCCAAACAACAUGAAGAUCGUGUACGACAUUUAACGAAAACCUUGAACAAGAAUAAAGAAAUCGAAUUUGAAUUGCGUAAAAGUGUUAAAGAUGCUGAAUUUCAACGUCGUAAGAAAGAGCAAGAAGUACAAAAACUACGAGAUGAUUUAAUACGUAAGAAGCAAGAAGAUGCAGUGAAAAUUCAAGAAGCUAUUGCACAGGUUCAAACUCAAGAAAGAGAAUUAGGACGAAACCUCGUCAAAGAAAAUACGAAAUUGAACAAAUUACAAACACGACAAAACAAUAAAUAUACACGUUUGGCACAACAGCAAGAAUACUUCCGCGAAGGCAAAUCGUUAUUAGAUGUUCAUGAACGCGAACAUAAACGUCUAUUACAUGCUGAAGCUCGAACACAUUCUUCGCAAUCGUUGAAUAAUAUUUAG